AUGACUAGUAACUUUGAUAUACUGUUUCGUCGUCUUAUUACAUCUCAAACAUUUGUUCGUGGUUGGGGUAAUCCAUCUCAUUUACAAGAACUUUGUGCAUCUCGACGUACGAAAGUUGCUGUAAGAAGUGAAUGUUUGAAACUUGUACCACCUGAAAGUGUUCAAGAAAAUACUAUACAAAUUACUAAACGAGAAGUUAAAGGUGAUACACAAUAUAUAGAUGCAAAAUUUCCUUCUCCACUUGCCAUUCAUUUUCCACAUUUGGUUCCACCGGAAGUAGCUACAGCUCAUUUUCAACUUGUUUUACCGCAUGAUCAUCGUUUGGGCGUUGAUUCGAUUCCCAUAGGUAUAUGCUAUCCUGGCACGGGUGAUCAUGGUUAUAAUCGGCGACGACUUCUUACAGCUAAACCACUGUUAAAACAGUAUCGUAUUGGGUCGAUUAUUAUCGAAAAUCCUUAUUAUGGCUUUCGAAAGCCACAUCAUCAAGCACGUUCAUCACUUUGCUAUGUAACUGAUCUAUUAAUUAUGGGCGGUGCGCUUAUGCUUGAAACCAUGGUAUUACUUUAUUGGUGUGAAAAAAUGAAAUUGACACCACCUAUUCUGCAUGGUUUCUCUCUAGGUGGACAUAUGGCUUCAUUAGCAUUUACUAGUUGGCCUGGUCCUUUAUCACUUUUAUCAUGUGCUUCAUGGUCAACAAGUUCAACCGCCUUUUGCGAUGGAGUUCUUUCAAGUACAAUUCCGUGGGAACUUUUAAAAAAGCAGUUCUAUGAAAAUAGAGCAUAUCAAACAUUCUAUGAAUUUUUACGUGAAGGAAGAAAAUCAACUGAUUCCAAAUCAGCUGGUACUGCUGUUGUUGUUGACCCUAUUAAAGAUAUGAUGCGUCUUGUUAUGGAUGAAUUUACAUCAUUAGAAUUUUAUGCACGUCCUGUUGCAUCAAAUAUGCUUAAUGCUAUGUUUAUUAUUUGUAAAAAUGAUGGGUAUAUAUUACGUGAUGGUACACCUGAUAUGAAUGAUCUAUGGCCUGGCUGUCUCGUUCGAACUGUUUCUUAUGGACAUAUCAGUGCGUUUAUAUUUAGUCAAUCGACUUUUCUACAUGCAACUGCAGAAAUGUUACAACGACAACAGCCCAAUGUUAAACUAAAAAAGAAUCCGGUCGUUACACUAAUUAAUGUAACUGCAUCUAGUAAUACAUGA
Rotaria socialis is the source of this 1194-nucleotide messenger RNA. The record is from the annotation of a GenBank genome assembly. Lineage: Eukaryota; Metazoa; Rotifera; Eurotatoria; Philodinida; Philodinidae.